Acanthoscelides obtectus is the source of this 6481-nucleotide messenger RNA. The record is from the annotation of a GenBank genome assembly. Lineage: Eukaryota; Metazoa; Arthropoda; Insecta; Coleoptera; Chrysomelidae.
CGCGGUCUGUGCGGGGCAAAGGGGGCCCGCAACGGUUCACGCCACCACUGCCACUGGCACCGGUCAUCAGUCUUGGAAGGCCAGCGGAACCCACAGCCACGAUAACGGUGGUACCGGUACUACUCAUACCUCAACGGUGGUUCCACUAUAACCGCUUACCUCAACAUUGCUACCCCGGUUCCUCAUACCCGGUAUCAAGUCGUACCUCCGGUCCAGUACCUCAACGCAGGUCGCCAGGUCCGGAACCUGGCACUAUUUGACGUUCAGUGACGAUAGCGGACGAUUCUAGUGACUUAGCUGUGUGAUGUAGUGACACUUGUUCGAUACAUUUGGAUUAUAGUGAUUGGGCAUCAUGCCGAAGAUCUUCCUAAUCAAGAACCGGCUGCAUCAGCAGCAGUUGCGGUUGGAGUCUCAGAACGCUGGAAAUGUCAAGAAUGAUCUUGGGAUUGUGGAUACGCAGCAACCUUUGUCGUUGAUCGUACAGAAAAAGGAUGAUCCAGAGAAAAAGUCGGAAGGUGGGCCAAGCAAACCGAAGUCACCUGGUCCUUCGUCUCCCGUGAAACAGGACUCCUCGACCCCACCUCGUAGAUUUAUCUCCUCAAUUUUGGGAGGAGAUGUACCGUAUGGAAGUCGAGGUCAUGUGCUCACGAGGGCGGAAAGGAAAGAAUACCCGGCCGUGCUCAAACCUCCUGCGGAAAAGGUGGUCCUCCCUUCCCCAAAACCCCCAGAGCCCCAGAACUUGGCACCCCCGGUACGCCAAUUCUCCGUGAUCCAACGCACGCCGAAGGCAGCUUCAAAACGAGAAGAGGACACGGAGACGCGGUUACCCACCUCCAUAGUGGUACACCAGGAGCCAGAACAGGAUCAGCCCAUAGACUAUCACAUCCCUAAGAGGCGAGGGGAGACUGAGAGUGAAGAGGAAGAGAGGAGGAUACGGGAACAGAGGAGGAGUCAUUGCAAUAAAGUCAGCAAACCACUCAUAUCAGUCAGGGCUAUCGUCGGCAAGCUCCCCACCACCACAACCCUAGCAGCGGGCCACGGUCGUACCGGCGGGGGCAGUAACACCGCGGGGGGCGGCAACCAAGGGGCAGCCGGAGGGCAGUCAGCUGGGGGCGGGGGAAGUACAGGGGGCGGUCUCAGUUUUGGAGGGGGCGGAGGAGGAGGAGCAAUUGGAGGUGGAACUGGUGGCGGUGCUGGAGGCGGCAGGGACGGCAGGCAGAACUAUGGGCCGAGCAGUCCGCCUACUGGCAGUUUGCCGCCCUUCUACGAGUCGCUCAAAGGAGGAAACAACGCAAACAACUACAAUACGAACGGUACCUUCUCAUCAGCAUACUCGUUAUCGAAUCAGCACAUGGACUGCGACACAGGUCAGGACUUGGCGAACCUGACGAUAAACGGGAGUCAAAGCCCGCCUAAACAAUACUCUACCUUACAAAAUGCCUCGUACGGCAUUGUGAUGAAAGAUGAAAACGACAUAGACUUAUACGAAUCCAAAAUGGAUCCUAUGAACCAGCUCUUACCCAGUGGUUACUCGGCUUACGAUGAAUCGAUGAUGGUAGACUUGGUGAGUGGCGCUGCAUCCGUGGACCCGCUGCAGUUCACCGCGACCUUGACCUUCUCUGCGUCCGCAGAGCACGCCCUCCUGGAAAGCUUUUCCGACGCUGCUGCGGACCUGUCAACCUUCCUGCAGAGGCUGCCCAGCGAAGAUGGCGACGACGAGCUUGCGGGAAGCAUGCAUUCGCCUGAUGCGCCUACACAACAGGCGCAGCAACAACAGCAGUUGCAGCAGGUUGAUCAGGGGAUCGAGCCGUUUGGGGAACAGAUGCUCAACAGGAACUACGACACCCGACCACCGACCUUCUCCCACUCCCAAUUCCCGAAGAUCUACCAGGAGCCUCUACCCUCCUACCAAUCAUCGAUGUCAACGGACCUCCAGCAGCCUAGCAUGCACCAGCAGAUGCUCUCACCGACACUCUCAUUCAACGGCAGCGGCCUUGAACUGGACUCCUCAUCACCCGCCACGAUGUCCCUGCCUUCGCCGGGCGCUGCCAGCUGCUCAUUGGACGGUGGGCGUGGCUCUCCGCAGACAGUGGGCGGAGCCACGGCAGCGGCUGCGGUGAGUGGGCGGCGCGAAAGUGCUGCAUCGGAUUCGUCCGCGUCUCCGGCUUUGCACGGCCGCGUGAACGUGCUGCACAGGCUUGGUCUGCCUGCCGAAGUGCAGCUGGAGUUCGUGAACGGCGGCCACGGCAUCAAAAAUCCGUUGGCCAAUCAGGAAACGGCACGUGGCGGCACUGGGCGGAGCGAAGAGAAAUCCAAGGCCGCCUCGAUCACCACAGAGGACGGGCAGACGAACUUUGCCUGUCGGAUAUGCAACAAGACAUUCGCGCUUCAGCGACUGCUCAACAGGCACAUGAAGUGUCAUUCGGAUGUCAAGAGGUAUCUGUGCACGUUCUGCGGGAAGGGAUUCAACGAUACGUUUGAUUUGAAGAGGCACACGAGGACGCAUACAGGAGUACGGCCGUACAAAUGCAGCCUGUGCGAAAAAUCCUUCACGCAACGCUGCUCGCUGGAGUCACACUGUCUCAAAGUCCAUGGAGUCCAGCACCAGUACGCGUACAAGGAGCGACGCACCAAGGUGUACGUGUGCGAGGAAUGCGGACACACCACCAACGAGCCGGAAGUCCACUACCUCCACUUGAAGGACAAACACCCCUACAGUCCGGCCCUGCUCAAAUUUUACGAUAAGCGACACUUUAAAUUCACCAAUUCAAAUUUUGCUAACAUGCUGUUGCAAGUACGUACCUAAUCAGUUUUAUUUUCUAUUUGUUUGUUGCUCGGGCGCUGUAUCGCGGAAAAUCGGCGCGAUUGAUUUUUGACCUAGAAACGCUUUUAUCGAAACACAUUGUGGCAAAAGCGCCUUUAACAUGUUAUAAAACCAUUGAUUCUAUUAAAACGGGAAUAUCUAUAAUGCCUGGACCUAUAUUUGCGUUUACACCAAUAAAUUCUCUAAGGUGUCCAGAGUUUUCCGGUCAGCGAUACAGACUAGAAAAUAGACGAUCCUCGUAAAAAACAUACUUACUACUGCCAUUUUACAGAAGAAUAUCAAAAUUUCAAAGUACUAUUUCUCGCGUUACUGGUCAUGAAAAAUGCAGAUACAGCAUUAGUAGCCGAAGAUUGCAUAACAGUCAACCGGUGUAUUGCGAAAACAGUUCUGCAUGGGUUUUCGCGUUAUCGAAGUCGUUUGACGUUUUCGGGACGAUAUCCGAGGCCGUAUAAAAUAAUUUCUACAUAUGUGGUUUCAUUUGUCCAGAAAAAAAGAGAUCUAAUCAGCAUGAGGCACAGGAAAUUUCUGAUGUUACAUUAACCAAAUUUUCAAGACUUCAAAAAUUACCACGCAUCUUCAAAACCCGGUUCUUGGGUAGAUCACGAAUCUGAUAUCAGUGUUUCGUUGGAAGAUUGCAUAACAGUCAACCGGUGUAUUGCGAAAACAGUUCUGCAUGGGUACAAAAUAAUUUCUACAUGUGUGGUUUCAUUUGUCCAGAAAAAAAGAGAUCUAAUCAGCAUGAGACACAGGAAAUUUCUGAUGUUACAUUAACCAAAUUUUCAAGACUUAAAAAAUUAUCACGCAUCUUCAAAACCCGGUUCUUGGGUAGAUCACGAAUCUGAUAUCAGUGUUUCGUUGGAAUUGACAGAAAGCUAUGAAACACACAUUUUUCUGCUACAAAUCGGACAAUUCGACAAUUUUCUAAUUCGAAAUCAGCGUCCCAAAUUACCCCACUGAACUAAUUUUCCUUUGCUUGAGUUAGGGAGAUGAAAGUGGAAAUCUUACACUGAGAAACUUUUUAAGUUUAAAGACAUGCCGUUGAAAAUAAAUCGGAAUUCCCAGCGUGUCUGUAAUCUCAACUGAAGAAGAAAAAAUCAAACUAUCAAAAAACAAUACGUUGCAAAAAACAGUCUACAUGAUUAUUGGAUUUCGCACUGUUCUCGAUUUUUUAAAGCCAAGUAAGUUCUUCAGGUGAAAGAACAAUCUCUUAACUCCCAGAAAGACAUGCGUUAGUGAAUUUUACGAGAAAAUCUUGUUUUACACAUCAUAAAUUGCAAAAUACGUUGAAGUUACAAUUUUAUUCUCUAUUGCAGCCUGAGCCACAGCGAAUAUGUUGAUCUACGACGUUCCAAUUCUAGAGGAACACACUCUUCAGGACAAACCAGAGAUUUUCCGCGGUACAGCGCAUUUUACUUUUAACCAAGACGUUAUAAGUUUUAAAUUGGAAUGCUUCACGAUGACAAGAGAACAAUGAAACAUGCCUAUCACAUUGAUAACCUUCACUAAUCCGAAGAUGUUCAAAUUAGAUGGCAUUUUCUUCCUGUUAGGGACAAAUGGAGCAUAUGCCAAGCAUGUAACGUAUUACAAGUAUAGUGUUUCUGACUACAUUCAAGUAGAUACUCAAGUGGAAGGUAGUAACUUUGUACACAGUAUGUACAUAUGUAAAAAGACGAUAAAUGGACAUUAACGUUAAUUGCCGGUCAUUGAUGUGAAUGCUCAUUCCGGGUGGACAAUGUUGUUAAUACUCUUAUUUUGACGUCUUCGUCCACCGAUUAACCAUCAUUGUCCGCGGCUUGGUGGUCAUAAAUGCCAUUGCCGGUGAUAUUAACAGAGCGCUUCUAUUAUGAUUUUAUCAACAAAAGACAACUUUACUGUGCAUUAACGUUUCUGACCAGUCCAUAACGUUAUUGCCCGAUUUGCGAGAAUGAGUUAUGCUACUCUCUUCCAAUUGGGUACUUAACUGUAGGACAUUGCAUAUAAAUGAAAAGUAUCCAUGAGAAAAUAAUGUUCAGGUUAUUAUUUUCGCAUGUAUAACUUUUCGCCAAGAAUGCCUAACCCUUAAAAAUGUGUUUAUAAUCACGCGAUUUGGAUUCUGAAAGCCAAACUUAUAACGUCUGCGGUAUGAAAUCCGUCCAAUAUAGAGUUGGUUAGUCUCACACACUUGAUUAUUUCUCUUAUUACAUUGGAUCUAUCUUUCUGUGAUAAAAUACAAUUUACGAUUUACUUUUCCCUUAUAUUAUUGAUAACUGUGAGGUUAUCUUCAGGAAAUGGAAAAUAAAAUGAGGAAACAGGCCUAGAGAGAUGUCAACGUUAAUAUAUAGUAGGCGGCGACUAUAUAAAAAAUCGGGUUAUUUGUGCAAUCAGAGGUGGAAGGAACUGGGGUAUUUUUAAGUAAGUGUAGUAGUAGGAAUGAACUGUAUAGUACUGGAACGACGUUAGAAGUCAGAUAUUUCAAAGAUAGUUUCAUUAAUGUACUGACAAAAAUGGCAACCAUCACUUCAAACUACGAAAAACUGACAUUGUUCAGUUCAGCUACGACUCAAAAUCAAAAGCUGAACUAUGUUAUUUUCGCAAAUCAAGGUUAUGGGCCCAGAUCUGCCACCAUAUCAAGCACUUGAUAUAAACGGAAAUAUUCACAGAUGCUAACGAUCAUGACGUAUUUCAAUUCAGGCAUAGAUUGAAGGAGCAUGAUUAUAAUACAUCCUACUUCAAAUCUAUAAUAAAACACAUUGAGAUACAGAACGUGUUGCGUCUCUGUGUUUACAGUAAAAACAAUAUUUGAAAAAAAUGAAUGUCGCAACACUCUCAUUUUGAUAUAUGUUUUGUAUCUCUGAGUGUUUUAUUACAGAUUUGAAGUAUACAGUGUUUUCCCAUACGCGCAUAUAAGAAUGAAAAAUAAAAUAAAAAAGAAGUACGUUGAUUAAAGCUUUAAAUACAUAUUUUCUGAAAUAUUUAAAUGCAAAAAUAUCAUAGAUGCAAUCUAGUUAAAAUUUCAGUUAUUUUCAAGCCCUAAAAACACCUUAUUGACCCUUAUCCUGUGAAAAGCUUAGGCAGUGUAGUGUAAGUGUUGAUUGCCAUUUGACCAUAUUGGCCUUUAACGCGUUCCUACCUCGUUUCUGGUGCUUCAUAGACAUUGUCAGACACUAUGGUGCUGCAGAAUCUAACUUAACAGUAGAUUUUUGUAUGAUGUGAUGAUAUCUGUCUGUUUACUCAAUUAUACAACGAACAAAUUUCUGCAAUACUUUAGUCUUGUUGAAGUGAGAAUUUGUUGAUUAUUAAAUAGAAGUAUGUGUGUUGAUACUACUGUUUGUACAUAGAAUUAUUUAGUUUAUUUACUAUAAGUACCUUUUUAUAAUCUGAUAGUUGAUCUUUUUUUAUAUAUUUAUGUUUGCCAGUGUACCUAGAAACAUUAAAUUGAAUAGUAUUUAUGUCUCUUUUUUUACGUCACAGUAUUCACGAUGUCUAGAUAGUUAUUUAAAGGAACUGAAAUUAUUUUAAUCUUGGAAACCUUCUCGAAGCUUAUUUAAAAUUUGUUAGCUUUAAUACUUGUGUUUCAGUUAUUUUGUAACUUAAUUUUGUAUUUAUAUUUCCACACUCAAUUGUAACUUAAUAUGUAAUUUUCCUAAUGUUGUUAAACAAAUAAAUUAUACAUAUUCA